CCUGAUGCCUUUUGGUAUAUCAACUUUCUCAAAGUGAGAGGACAGUGGUGUUUCUUUUCUUAAUGGAGAAGCAUUGCUUUGGGAUUAAAUGGAGGAUUGGGGUUUGGUGGUCCAUGUAGGGUUUUUGGGGUUUGUGCAGUUGCAGACAAGCCAUGGCUAGGAGUGGUGAUGAGAGGAAGAAGGGCUUGGGUUUGCUUGAUAUUGUUUUGAAAUGGACCGUUGAAGAUGUAUAUAAUAAAGAUCUCUAUAAGGAGAAGGUAAGAAAAAUUCCAGAGUUAUUUCACUCGGUUGAAGAUUAUCUUGGAUCAUUUGUAUAUCCUCUUAUUGAGGAAACACGAGCUGAGUUACGGGAGGGCUUUGAGCUUGUACAUGAGAAGCCACUUGCUGAACUUUUAUCUGUCAAAGGGGUUGUAUCCAGUGGUUUUGGAUACAUCAUUGAAGUAGACUCUGGUAAAAAUGGCUUGACGGUGGGUGGUAGGGAUCGUUAUGAACCAAUGAAUAGUGAUAUUGUAAUUUUAUCCACAAUUGUUCCUGAAGAUGUUGCAGAUUUCAAUCGCUAUGGCACUUUCUAUUGUCUUGCUGCACUUCGUGAAUGUAAAGGGAGAGUCGGGGAUGAUGAAGUGGAGGGAAUGGUUGAUGGAUCAGAGGCAUUGGAAGAAGAGGAACAAAGAAAGAAUGUAUUUGUACUAAAAGUGUCAAAUUGUGUGGAUGAUAUUCUUUCCUCUGGGAGAUCUCUUUAUGUUAUCUUUCUAAUGAGUAUCUCUACUAAUAGUCGGAUAUGGCAUGCACUGAAUGUGAAGUCUGAGGAACCCCGUUAUGAAAAUAUUAAAAAAUUUGAGAAGCUGUUGAAUGGUGGAAACUUGGCCACGUCAACCCAUGAUACUUGUUAUAUGGAUCGGGUUGAAAUUGUGGGCAAAGAAUUUCUUGCAGAACUGGAAUCCUCCAUGCUGAAUGAUUCCCAAAUUGAUGCAGUAGUUGGCACUAUUUCAUCACUGAGAAACAGGCAACCUUAUAUGAUAAAACUUAUAUGGGGUCCCCCUGGAACUGGAAAAACUAAAACCAUUAGUUUUAUUUUGAGUGCUCUCACCAAAAUGAAUUUUAAGGCCCUUACUUGUGCGCCCACCAAUGUUGCAGUUUUGGAAGUUGCCUCGCGUUUCCUGAAGUUGGUUAGAGAUUGUCAUGGGCGAGUCACUGGGGACAGUUUCACUGGUUGCUUUCUUGGUGACAUGGUUUUAUUUGGAAAUAAAACUCGUAUGGACAUUGUUGGUGAGCUUAAUGAUAUUUUUUUGGAUUAUCGUGUGGAUCGUCUUUUAGAAUGUUUUGUCCCACUCACUGGAUGGAACUAUAGACUAAGGUCCAUGAUAGACUUUUUUGAGGAUUAUGCAUCUCAAUAUAAAGACUUUCUGGAAACUGAUAAAGGCAAGGAGAAUGCUAGCUUUCUCGCAUUCUUACGAGAGCGUUUCAAUGCGAUUAGCUCACAUGUGAAUAAUUGUAUCAGCAUAUUAUAUUCUCACUUGCCUAAAAUAUAUAUGUCAAAAAGUGUGUCGGAUAAUUUAAUUGAGCUUCACAAUCUCAUUGAAUCUUUUGGGAAUUUAUUAUUCAGUCUUGAUAUUGAUGAAGACAAAGUGAAGGUCCUCCUUAAGGUUUCUGAAGAAGAGGGAAAUGAUAGUUCCGGAGGUGCGGAACUUGUUGAGGAUGGUUCAUUAUCUUUGGACUCUGUUGUAAAAGAACUUCGGGUAAUCAGAAGGUCGUGCCUUCGUGUCCUUGGAGUACUUAAAGUUUCUUUGAUACUUCCAAGAAUGUUCUCUAAAUCCUCAAUUCAAUCGCUUUGUUUGAAGAAUGCUUCUCUUGUCUUCUGCACUGUGUCAAGUUCUUCUCUAUUGCAUUCCUUAAGGAUGGAGAGUCCUUUAGAUGUACUGAUUAUAGAUGAGGCAGCGCAGUUGAAAGAGUGUGAGUCAUCAAUACCUCUACAACUUGCUGGUUUAAGGCAUGUUAUACUCAUCGGUGAUGAAUGCCAGUUGCCUGCCAUGGUUCACAGCAAGGUAUCGACAAAUGCAGGUUAUGGGAGAAGUCUUUUUGCUAGGCUUGGAUCACUUGGGCAUCCGAAACAUCUUUUGAAUAUACAGUAUAGAAUGCAUCCAUCAAUAAGCUCUUUCCCCAGUGCAACAUUCUAUGGAGAUCAGAUUUUGGAUGGUCCUAAUGUGAUGUGUCGAAGUUAUGAAAAACAUUAUCUUCCCAGAGCCCUCUAUGGUUCUUAUUCUUUCAUAAAUAUCAGAGAUGGAAGGGAAGUAUUGGAUGAUAUAAGCAAGAGCUGGAAAAACAUGGUGGAGGUUGCUGUUGUCUCACAAAUAGUUCAAAAGCUAUUGAAUGCAUGCAGUAGUUCUGGCCAGAGGCUAACUGUUGGGGUCAUAUCACCGUACAAUGCUCAGGUUUGCGCAAUACAGGAGAAGCUGAAACGAUAUGAGAUGCAUGACGGUUUUGCCUUGAGGGUCAAGUCUGUUGAUGGAUUUCAGGGCAGUGAGGAUGAUGUAAUAAUAAUUUCAACUGUCAGAUGUAAUGGCAGUGGAGACAUUGGUUUCGUAUCUAGUCGAUUUCGGACUAAUGUGGCUUUGACACGAGCAAGGCACUGCCUAUGGAUAAUGGGUAAUGCGGGGACAUUGAUUCAAAGUGGUUCAGUAUGGGAGGAACUUAUAUGCAAUGCAAAAGAUCGUGGGUGUUACUUUGAUGCUCUUGAGGAUAAAGGUUUAGCGGAUGCAAUAUUACGUGUGAAAAGUGAACUUGAAGAGUUAGAUGACUUGCUUAAUAAGGAUUCGUCAAAUUUUGCUAAUGCAAGGUGGCAGGUGUUGUUUGCUGAUGAUUUUAAGAAAUCCUUUGCAAAACUAAGGACAACCCACAAGAAGCAGAUGGUUCUGCGUCUGUUGUUGAGGCUGGCUAAUGGUUGGCGUCCAAAAAGGAAUUUGUACUUUGUAGAAGGUGUUUCUUCAGGCCUUAUCAAACAAUCCAAGGUUGAAGGGCUGAUUCUGAUAUGGACAGUUGAUAUUGUGAGGAACACACGAUGUGAACAAGUGUUGAAGGUCUGGGAUAUUCUUCCAUUUGUUGAGGUUUCCAAACUUCUUAGGCGCCUUGACAACUUCUUUUCGCUUCAUACUGAAGUUUAUCUACAGCGCUGCAAAGAAAAGCUACUUGAAGGGAAUCUUGAAGUUCCAAAGAGCUGGGCUACAGAUUUUGAGAUUGUGCAGUAUAAAAAUUUAUGCAAAUCUGAUCAUGGGGAACCAGUGGAAGAGGGUAGGUUGGAGACUGGCGAAUGUAUGGAGAGCUCUAAAGUAAGUGAAAGUUUAGUGUUGAUGAAGUUCUACUCCUUAUCUUCUGGGGUGGUAAAUCAAUUGCUAACUGCUACUGAUGGAAGAGAAGUCGAUCUCCCAUUUGAACUUACUUAUCAGGAAAGGGAAAUAAUUUUGUUUCCUGAAAGUGCUUUCAUUCUUGGGAGAUCAGGGACUGGCAAGACAACUGUGCUGACUAUGAGGCUUAUACGAAAGGAACAGCAGUAUUAUGUGGCUUCAGAAGGAUUAGAUGUGGAUGGUUCAUCAUCUGAGGUAACUUAUAGCAUGUAUGAGCAAAUGGAAACAAGUCUAGUGUCUAAGAGGAAUUUCUUAAGACAGAUUUUUGUCACUGUCAGUCCUAAACUCUGUGCAGCUGUCAAGAGCCACAUACAUCGGCUCAAGAGGCACACUUCUGGGAGUGACUUUUCUGUCAGUUUGGAUUCAAUUGAAAUGCAUGAUGCUAGUGACAAUUUGACUGAGUUCAGGGAUAUACCUGACAAUUUGGAUGCUAUCACUGAAAGGCACUUUCCUCUUAUUAUUACCUUCCGUAAGCUCCUACUUAUGUUAGACCAGAGUAUGAUGCCUUCAUUCUUUUAUCGCUUCCAUGAUUUAAGGGAGCUUCCUCUUGGUGGGAGUAGAAUUUCACAAUCCAUCGCUCUUCAAAGGUUCAUUGCGAGAAAUGAGGUUGAUUAUGAGCAUUUUGUUAAUUUCUAUUGGCCACAUUUUAACGGCCAGUUCAUCAGGAAUUUGGACCCAUCAACCGUAUUUACUCAAAUAAUUUCUCAUAUAAAAGGUGGAUUUGAGGUGGGUUCUAUUCCAGAUAAGCUGGGUCGGGAGGUUUAUGUUGGCUUGUCUGAAGGUCGAGUUUCCACUUUGAGUAAGGAAAAGAGAGAGAGAGUGUAUGAUAUUUUCCUGGAUUAUGAGAGGAAAAAGCUGGCAAAUGGGCACUUUGACAUGUCGGAUCUGGUGAUUGACAUACACUGCAGAUUAAGGGAAGGUGGCUAUAAGGGUGAAAAUUUUGACUUUGUUUAUAUUGAUGAAGUUCAAGACCUGACAAUGAGACAAAUCGCUCUUUUUAAGCAUGUAUGCAGUAAUGUUCAGGAAGGAUAUGUAUUUUCCGGGGACACUGCACAAACAAUUGCAAGGGGAAUUGAUUUCAGGUUCGAAGAUAUUAGAUCGCUAUUCUACAAGGAGUUUCUCAAUGAGUCGAGAGAAGGAUGUUUAGGAAGUGCACGAGGAAAAGAAACAAAAAUAUCUGAUUUGUUUCACUUGAAUCAAAAUUUUCGUACACAUGCUGGUGUGCUGAUGUUGGCAGAAAGCGUUCUUGAUUUGCUCUACUCUUUUUUUCCUCAAUCCAUUGAUGUUUUGGAUCCUGAGAUGAGCCUCAUAUAUGGUGAGUCACCUGUCUUACUUGAGUCUGAAAAUGAUGAAAACGCCAUUAUGACAAUUUUUGGCAAUAGUGGAACUAUUGGUGAGGGUUCACAUGAAUUUGGAGCAGAACAAGUUAUUUUGGUCCGUGAUGAUUCUGCAAAGAAGCAAAUUUUUGAUUAUGUUGGAAUGCAAGCUCUCGUGUUGACAAUUAUUGAAUGCAAGGGCUUGGAGUUUCAGGAUGUUUUGUUGUAUGACUUUUUUGGUGCAUCUCCUCUGAGAAACCAAUGGAGGGUUAUCUAUGAAUAUAUGGCAAACCUGGAGUGGCGGCACUCGGAAGUACCUAAAUCCUUUCCCCAUUUUGAUGAAGGGCGACACAAUAUUCUCUGCUCUGAACUAAAGCAGUUGUAUGUUGCUAUAACUCGUACAAAGCAAAGAUUGUGGAUCUGUGAGAAUAGUGGAGAUUUUUGUAAGCCAAUGUUUGAUUAUUGGAAGAGUUUGGGUCUUGUUCAAGUUAGACUUUUGGAUAGUUCGCUGGCUGAGGGGAUGCGGGUUGCUAGUAGCCCAGAGGAAUGGAGGAGACGUGCCAUCAAGUUGUUCAAUGAUGACAACUAUGAAAUGGCCACAAUGUGUUUUGAAAGGGCCGGAGAUGUACAAGGUGAAAAGUGGGCCCGAGCAGCAGGACUUCAAGCGACGGCAGAUCGUAUUCUUUUGUCAGAUCCUCAAAUGGCUCGUAUCGCUAUGGUUGAGGCAGCGAAUAUAUAUGAAACUAUCAACAAGGUCGAACUUGCUGCAAAUUGUUAUAUCAAAUUAGAGGAGUUCCAAAAAGCUGGCAAUAUUCUUUUGGAGAAAUGUGGUAUGUUAAGGCUUGAGGAUGCUGGGGAUUGUUUUUCAAUGGCGCACUGUUGGUCUGAAGCUGCUGAUGUAUACUUUAAAGCCGGUGUUCUCUCCAAAUGCUUGAAUUCUUGUACAAAAGGCGAAAUUUUCGAAAUGGGAUUGCACUACAUUCUACAUUGGGAGGAUAGUUCUCCUGAUUCUCAAGUUGCAAGGCAUGAAGAAGUUUCUGAGGUUAAAAACAAGUACUUGGAAAACAGUGCUGAUUACUAUUUUUGUGCCGGGGAUAUCAAGCGCAUGAUGAGAUUUAUUAAAGUUUUUGCUUCUAUGGGUAUGGUUCGUUCAUUCUUGAAGUCGCGGAAGUGUCUUGAUGAACUACUGCAGGUGGAGAUGGAAGCAGGGAACUUUGUUGAGGCUGCUGAUGUUGCAAGAACGAAAGGAGACCUGCUACUUAUGGCUGAUAUGCUAGAAAAAGCAGGGCAACCUGGAAACUCAUCAAGAUUGCUUAUGUUAUUUGUUGUUGUCAAUUCUCUUUGGACACCUGACAGUAAGGGUUGGCCAUUGAAGCAAUUUGAGGGGAGGGACCAGCUAUUGGAAAAGGCCAAAGGCUUAUCAUUGGGAGAAUCUAGUGUUGUCUAUGAGUCUGUUUCGGCUGAAGUGAGCUUUUUAUCCAAGCAAAAUGCCAGUCUGUCAUUUAUGGUGGAGCACUUAAAUGUUGCUCAGAAUUUGCAAAAUAUUAGGCUGGAAUUGUUUGCUUGUCACUCAAUUAUCGACUUUCAUCUUUUACUGGACCCCUCAAAGUUUCACUGGGAGUCUGCUCCAUACUUAGAUCCACCAAAGGAUGUUGAUGGAAUCACGAGUCAGAACAAGGUUUCUGUUGUGACAUUGAUGUACUAUUGGAAUUUGUGGAAGCAAAGGAUUUUGAGCAUCUUGUCUUAUCUUGCUUCAUAUGAUGAUUUUGUUGGGUUAGAUUACCAUAACCAUGGGAAGUUUUGUUUGGAAUACUUUGGUGUUCUCGCUGGAAAAGAUUGGAGUCGCUAUGCUGUAAUUAACAGUUUUUCCUCUUGGAUGGGUGAAAAAGUGAGGGGUUCUCUUUCCAAGCAGGGGGACCUCCUUUACAUAAGUGCUAAACAUUUUGUGUUGCAGUGUCGAAAGUUCUGGGAAUCAGAAUUGCUAUCCGUUGGUAUAAAAUUGCUUGAAAAACUAGAAGCUCUUCGUACAUGUUUCAUCUAUAGAUCCUUGUCUCAAUUCAGCCAAGGUGUAAUUGCCCUCAAUACCUUCGAAGUUUCAAACUUUCUUAAUGAUCCACAAUAUCAUCGGGUAGGAUAUAUUGAUUCAAAGCUAAAGGGAUACUUGAGAUUGUCUAAAGAGUGGUUUUUGGAUAUUUGCUUUCCUUUAGACUGGAGAAAUGCCAUGGAGGAGAGUCUGGUAUAUCUUCGUGAGCAUGCUAUUUCAGGGAAGAUUGUUAGGGAAAUUCAUUUUGAAAUGAUCAAUCCUGGAAGAGAAAAGUUGUCAUAUGGCCAAAUUGGGCAGAUGGUACUGCUACUUUUUGUUUCACAAAAACAUACUGAUGAAUUAUAUAAGAGCAUGGUGAAGUCUCUGGAUCAUUUUCCCCAGUGGCAAUCUUUUAUUGAACAAUGGAUGGAUUGCAGGGAGAUGGGGUGGGAAGAACUGGCCGUUCUGGUCCCCAGGUUUGGUGAUGCAGUCAAGAGCGUAUAUGAAAUCAACUGGAGGAAUGUGCGUGAUUAUGUGUCACCUCGCUAUUACAUACUCCUUGUUGAGCGCCUCUUGUUCCUGCUUUGCUCUUGUCAAAGGUGGAAAGGUUGUUUUUUUACCACAAAAUCUUGUCUAGUUGAAAUGGUUGCAUGCCAGGAUUGGGAAGCCCAGUCUAGAGCUUCUUAUGCUCCUCAGGAACCCAAUCAGUAUUUCUGUGUUGGGUAUCUUGAUCGUAUUUAUGAUUUUAUAUCUUACAUUAUUCGUGGUCUUCUUUUCAAUAUCCGCGAUACAACGGACUGGGUUAAUAGUUCAAAUUUGAAGCACUCUUCCUACUUGCCAUCAAUGGUGUUGCGUUUAGUCAUUAUCUUGGGUUUGGUUUGUCUGAACUCCGGAAGGAAUUAUGAAUUCGUUUCAGAUCUAUCGAAGAUAUGGGAUAUAUUAUCAUUUUUGCCUCCCGGUUUCCAUCAGUGGAUUCGUAGUGUCUAUGUGCAUCAUGCAAAGGCCAGUGGCUUGUUUCUUAGAGGCUUUGCUGAAGCCUUACAAGCAAUUGGCAAUCCAUUGGUCGUGAUGCUUAGAGAUAGUUCCGAAUUUUCUUGUCCAAGCUCAAUAAUCCUUGCCCAAGAUGAAAUGUUAUGCAAAGAGACUGUUCUCAAAGCAUUGUUUCCAAAAAUUACCGAAGGUUCUCAGUGCAAAGAUCAGUCAGUAGAUUCAAAUGCUGCAGUCUCUUCUGAAAUUCCUCCUUUUACAACCGGUAUCCAAAUCAAGGGGCAGUUCAUGGAUGUGGCAGGGGAACAACAUCCCUCUGCUAGUGGAGAUUAUGUCGUUGAUUUUAAGAUAAAAUUUGGUCAGUUUUGGGAAAAACUACUCGUAGUCAAUUCCCUGGAGCAGGGGUGGGAUGUUAACACUGGAAGUUUGAUUUCUGAUGCCAAGCGUAUUAAGAUGGAUAUGGAGAACUACUUGCAGGUGGUUAAUUGUGCAACAGUGAAAUCUGGUGCGGUUCAGCAAAAGUUUCGAGUGUUGGAUGUUUCUCUGCUGGGGGAAUUGAAAGGCAUGGUUGGGGAAUUGGACCUGCUGUCUGAAACCUUGGAUUUAAGUAAGAAAGAGCUUCAAGGGAAUGACAGGUUGAUUCAAGGAUUGUGUGACAAGUUGCUGCAUAGGAGACCUUUGCUUGAGCCCCUCAUGGAGUCAAUGACUUCAGUGGAAGAGCCAAGUACCCCAAUCACAACUACUGAAAGUAGUGUCGCAUCUGAAGCCAAAAAUGGAGGAAACAAAGGGAAGGACACGAAGAAAAACCAAAAACCGAAAGGAAAGAACAAGACUACCGAAACUAGUGUCGCAUCUGAAGCCAAAAAUGGAGGGAACAAAGGGAACAAAGGGAAGGACAAGAAGAAAAACCAAAAACCCAAAGGAAAGAACAAGAAGAAAAUGUAGUAAUCUUUUUUGUAUAGUCUUUUUAUAGUUUGUAAAUAUUGUGCUAUAAUACGGUUGUUUGGACGAAUAUUUGAUGUUUUCUAGUGCAAGAUUUUUAAUUGUUUAUAGAUUUA
Messenger RNA from Amborella trichopoda, 8782 nucleotides. RefSeq lists its product as uncharacterized. Gene Ontology annotation, molecular function: ATP binding; protein binding; helicase activity. The record is from RefSeq and is a predicted model, not a curated record. NCBI's taxonomy places the organism in Eukaryota, Viridiplantae, Streptophyta, Magnoliopsida, Amborellales, Amborellaceae.